AUGAAUGACCUCACUAUUUUAGACCGACUUUAUGCGCUCGAUACCAAUUCAGUCUCCGAUGCUUUGGAUUUUCUGGAAUUAGAAGGAGCCACGUACGGCCUCCGACCGCUUUGGGACUGCCCAAAGAUUGUUGGACGAGCCAACACAGUGAAAGUGGACCGCAAAUCCGAUUCAAAAACUACGGCUCACCCUUUCAGCUCGGUCAUAGAUGCAGUUACGACCGAUGACCGUAUCCUCGUUAUCUCUGGGGGGAUAGAAGGAGUCUCGUGCUGGGGGGACAUCAUUGCCAAUGCCUCAAAACUUAAAGGCAUUCGCGGAACCGUCAUUGAUGGCAUGUGUCGUGAUAUCGACGGCAACCGUGAGGUCAGCUAUCCCGUCUACGGCCGUGGUGUGACUAUGAUCAGUGGUCGCAAUCGAUUAGUGCAAAUUGAGUCUGGCACAGCGGUGCAGAUUCAAGGCGUCAAUGUCCACCAAGAUGACUAUGUGAUUGCGGAUAAUUGUGGCACAGUGUUCAUUCCAGCCAAAUUCAUUGAGGAUGUUGUGAAACUAGCCGAGAAGAUAGCUGAACGUGAGAGCCUCAUGAUUGAAGAAAUUCAAGCUGGUAAGCUGGUUUCUGAGGUAAUGGAUGAUGCACGGUUUGAAGCUAUGCGAGAGGAGAUCUCUACAUUGGCAGCAGCAGCUAGGGGAGGCGAUUGA
Messenger RNA from Penicillium brasilianum, 696 nucleotides. Lineage: Eukaryota; Fungi; Ascomycota; Eurotiomycetes; Eurotiales; Aspergillaceae. The record is from the annotation of a GenBank genome assembly.